Molecule: messenger RNA, 1264 nt
Organism: Lethenteron reissneri (Far Eastern brook lamprey)
Lineage: Eukaryota; Metazoa; Chordata; Hyperoartia; Petromyzontiformes; Petromyzontidae
Source: RefSeq, a predicted model, not a curated record
AUGGUGCGAAAGAAGCUCAACGUACAUAAGUCCGAGGAUGAACUUCAGUCGGAGGGUGAGGAUACGGAUCCCGGACAGCGCCGCUUGUCUGCACGGGGACACGGGGACAAGACGCGGCUGUCCCAGCUGGAGGAGCUACAGUACCAGCUGACAUCACAGGAGCUGCAGUUUGCCCAGCAUUCCCGCCGCGUGCCUCCGCUCCCGGCGCCGGCCGACUCCGGCGAGACCGACAGGAGCAGCCUGACGGCGCCAACGCCGGCCCAGCGUGAGGCACUGCUCUCGUCGGAUGGAGGGGGCAGCUCGCUCCACGAGCUGUGGAAGAUGCUGGAACAAGACGACCCCGGCAGCUCUCCCAGCUACGACAAGGGUGCAGCCCGUCCCUCGACCUCCCGCUCGCCCAGAUGCCCUACAGCCACUGCCGUCACCGGGGAGCCCCACACCCCGGAGAAGCCCAGUCGCGACGCGGGGCCCGAGGAGAUUGCAGUGCGGGCGCGGGGGCUGACCCCGCACGCCCGACCCCGAAAGGUGGCCGGGCGUAACCCUUGGGGUGACUCGACGAAUUCAUCGGGCAAGCCGCGCACACCGGGACGGGGACGGGUGCGUAACUACAACGUGCGGGAUUGACACACCCACGAGGUGGUUUAACCGACCCGCCAGGUGGGGGUGAUGAUCGGCUGAGCGGACAUGGCUAACUGAUGAAUCGGUGUGUGUUAUCAUCGUUACAUUCCUCGGACCAGCAAUAACAAGAGAGUACAACACUGAAUUAUGCUCACGGGCAAUGGAAAACGCUUUUGCGUGCUGUUUUAAAAAAACAAAACACGAUAACGGUUGUAAUACUGUAGAUCUGUCUCUGAAAAUAGAUUUUAAAAGUGAUGUUUCUCAGGAUGGAAGAGUGGAGAUAAAAAAAUGCUUUUUGUGUUCUUUUGAAAGAUUGGUAAUGUUGAAUUUGCCUUGAGGGUUUGUCUGUGUUUGUAAAUGUAGCAGUACAGUUAACUCUUGAUUAUCCGUGAAUGGAUUUACCGGGUUGUGGAUUAAUCAUGCUUGUGAACAAAAUAAAUAUUUGUGGCGUGCUGGUUUUAUCGGUUGUACUACUGGCUGCUCUUUACUUGUCGACGGUUAGCGACUCGGUGCCCACAUGACUGCAAACACGUCAGCAAGAAAAUCGAUUACUUUAAGAAGGAAUAAAAACAGAUGAUGCUUUCUGUCCUCGUUCAUCCCCAUUGUACGUAGGAAAAUAAUUUAUUAUUUGGUUAUUUCGGUAAAG